AUUAUCAUUAAUCCCCAAGAAGUAAUACUGUGAUUGAUCAAAUCGAUAGUCAUUAGUUCUAUAAUUCUAACUCAUAUAAUUAUUUCUUUUUUCCGCCUACAAAAUUAUACUAUCAAUUUAUAAAUUCUAAUUCAUGUUUCAAUUUUGUGUGGUGCAUGAAUUUAGUUCCUCACAUCAUCAAUUUAUGUUUCUAUUAUUUGUAUUACUCUGUAUUAGAUGGUGUUCUCUUUAUUUUUGAUUUGUUUACUUUAUUUUUUAUUUUUUUUAUAUUAAUUGCUAAUGAGAGUAAGAGUUUAGGGGAUAUAGUUUCAUACCAUAAAAUGGUAACGUUUAAAAAAAUUUAUAAUCUUUAUAAUUUUAUGGUAAAUAAUUAUAUAAUUUUUUUAUCAAAGUGUCUUAGAAGUUUGGUGUAUAGUUUCCAGUGUUGUUAGGGUCGAGGGUCGCACCGGGUCGAUAAGGUGAAAAUUCGGGUCGCGAGUCGACGAGUCGACUGGGUCGAGAGACCCACUAAUCUGCACACAAAAUUCAAAAAGAAGAUGAAAGUUAGAACAAUACCUUGAUUAAACAAAGGAAGGAAUAGAUGAAGGGUGGCUCUGUAUAUUUGUUUAGGAAUGAAGAGGAUGAAUUUAGGGUUUGAAAAGCUUGAUGGUGUUCAUGCAUAUAUAUAGAUAAAAACGAGUGCAGUCAGAAUAUAAGUGUGAGAGAUUUUUGAAAAUCGGAAUAUAAGUGUGAGAGAUUUGAAGAAAAACGUGUGCAGUCAGAAUAUAAGUGUGAGAGAUUUGAGGAAAAAAGGCUGAGAUUUGAGAGGAGCACACUGUUGAGAUCAGAGAGGAGAAAAACGUGUGCUGCUGUUGAGAUUAGUGAAAAUCAGAGCAAAAGUGUGAAAGAUUUGAGAAAAUCAGCAGACUUUUAGGUAAGUUUUUACUUUUAUACUUAUGUUUAUUUUAGUAAAAACAAAUCAGCAUUAAAAAGGAAAAGAUUCAGAGAAUAAAGGUCUAGGAAUUACCUGUAUCUCGACCCGGCGGCGACCCUCUCGACCCAGGCGACCCUCUCGACCCGGGCGACCCCGUACCUCGAUCAACCCACCCAUGUUGGGGCGGUGACGGUCUCGACCCGGGCGACCCGGGCGACCCGAGCGACCCGGGCGCCAUUUUGACAACACUGAUAGUUUCUCACUUGAGAAAAUGUUGUUCUCUUUAACUUUUGUAAAAAGGCUAUAAGUAAGAAUUAAAUAUUCUAAUACUAUUAUUUUUAAAAAUAUAUAUAUCUUUAUAUUAUUCAUUUUUAUAUUUCAGCACCGGCUUGUUUAUACUUCUGGUUCCGUCACUGGGGAUUAGUAUACAAUCUGAAAAUUCUAUUUUAGCCACUAAAAUGUGAGCAUGGAGUGGUUUUAAACUCUAUGUAGUAGCUUGUGAAAUCAUAGACUAAUUUUAAAUAAUGAAACUUAUCUUCUUGAUGGAAUUUAGGAUAAUAUCAAGUAUGGGCUGCCUUGUUAAUGCAAUAAUAUUAUGUGGUUAUUUUGAAGAUGAAAAUUUCGUUGAUAACAGAGGACUUUUCGGACAACCUAUAUGUUUGGAUCAAAGUUGAAAAUUGUGUUUUGGCUUAUCAAUUUGGCCUGGGAAUCACCUUCUUUAUAUAAAAUGAGUAGGAGUAUGAAUUAUGAUGAAAAGAAUGAACCUUGAGAUGUACUAUAGUUUGGGACAGCCUUGAGAACUCAGUUUUUCUGGGAUUUCUUAUUUAGUUAAGUUGAACUACCUAUUGACACUUUAACUUAGUAUAUGUGAUGCAAUGACAUUAUUCUGUAAUGUGAAUACAUUACGAGCUUCUCACCUCCUAUCUCUCCCUUUUGCUUAGUAAAGUGGCGAGGUAUCUCGCUUGAUGGGCAGCGGCGCGUGUCAAGUUACUAUCUCUUUUUCCAGUAAAGUUGAAGUGUUACACGUGGCAUACUUAGUUGAGGGUUAUAUAUCUAAAUUCACUUGACGGGUAGAAACCAACAAGCAUUCCAUAUGUGAUACUUGCAGAAUGCCGAAUGCCAUUUUCUGCAAUUACAUCAGGCAGUUGCAGAGAUAUGCACCAAGCAUCUCCUCGUUCUUCAUUGUUGUCGAAAUUCCAAAAGCUUCUUGUUCAUACUCUUCAGCACCCAUUAAUCGUGAUGAAGAAAGUGAACGAGAGUAUGGAUACAGACAAAAUGACCAUGAAACAAAGGAGAAAGCAGAACCUUCUAUUGGCUCUCCAGCUCGAAUCCAAAAGUUGAUAGCUUCUCAAACAGAUCCACUUCUGGCAAAGGAAAUCUUUGACUUGGCUUCACGUCAGCCCAACUUCCGCCAUUCCUAUGCUACCUAUCACACCCUCAUUCUCAAACUGGGCCGCUCUCGCCAUUUCUCUCUCAUGAAUGCCGUCAUCUCAAGCCUCAAGUCUCUUGAUUAUUCCAUUUCCCCUUCUCUCUUUACCCACAUCAUCCAAAUAUAUGGUGAUGCAAACCAACCCGAGAAAGCUCUCAAAACAUUCUAUACAAUUCUUGAAUUCAAUAUUAAGCCCCGUCAGAAACACCUCAACUGCAUCCUCGAAAUCCUCGUUGCCAACAGUAACUUCCUCCGCGCUGCGUUUGACCUUUUCCGGGCUGCCCACAGAUAUGGAGUCCCCCCUAACACAAAUUCCUACAACAUCAUGAUGCGAGCCUUUUGCCUGAAUGGCGACUUGAGCAUUGCAUAUACUUUGUUCAAUCACAUGUUUAAGCGUGAUGUUCUUCCUGAUGUGGAGUCAUAUCGGAUUCUAAUGCAAGCACUGUGCAGGAAGAGUCAGGUGAAUAAAGCUGUUGAUUUACUGGAGGACAUGCUAAACAAAGGGUUUGUGCCCGACAGUUUAAGCUACACCACUCUUUUGAAUAGCUUGUGCAGGAAAAAAAAGCUGAAGGAGGCGUAUAAGCUUCUUUGUCGGAUGAAAAUGAAGGGAUGCAAUCCUGAUAUUGUCCAUUAUAAUACAGUUAUCUCAGGUUAUUGCAAGGUAGGGUGUGCUGCUGAUGCCUGUAAGGUUCUUGAUGACAUGUCUUCAAAUGGGUGCUUACCAAAUUUGUCAUCAUAUCAAAAUAUAGUGGGGGGCCUGUGCAAUCAGGGCAUGUACGACGAGGCCAAGAGGUAUAUCAAGGUAAUGGUGUCCAAGGAGUUUCGUCCACAUUUUUCAGUUAUACAUAUGCUUGUACAAGGCUGCUGUAAACUUGGUAAACUAGAGGAUGCUUGUGAAGUGUUGAGUGAGUUGUUGAGGCAUGGGAGCGUUCCACAUACCGACACUUGGGGUGAAAUUGUAGCGCGGAUCUGUGAGGAAGAAGAUGCAGAAGCAAUAGAAGAAGCCUUAAAACAGACUGUGAAGGUGGAGAUUAAGUCUGAUACUAGAUUAGUAGAUGCUGGUGCUGGCUUGGAGGAAUACUUGAUGAGGAAAAUAAAGAGUAGGUCUAGGCCACGAUAGUCGCGGUUGCUCAGUAGGUCAAAUAUACUGUCAAGGCAACUGAAGCCCAAAUUGUUCUGUAGUUCUAAUGCUCAAGUUAUAUUUGUAAGUUUUGCCUUAUAAAUUCAAAGUGCAUUUAGCAUAA
Salvia splendens (bonfire salvia) is the source of this 3586-nucleotide messenger RNA. Its product is annotated as pentatricopeptide repeat-containing protein At4g01400, mitochondrial. The transcript has 2 exons. The coding region runs from base 2023 to 3462 and encodes 479 amino acids. The record is from RefSeq and is a predicted model, not a curated record. NCBI's taxonomy places the organism in Eukaryota, Viridiplantae, Streptophyta, Magnoliopsida, Lamiales, Lamiaceae. Gene Ontology annotation, molecular function: protein binding.